ACUGCAACAGCUAUAUAUGGUUGAAAUGACAAUAAAAAGCUUCUUGACUUGACUUGACUUGACUUGACAGCAGCAUAUACGUCAACCAUGAUUGCGAAAAGAAUUGGAGUGAUAGGAUUUUUAUCCGUUUUAUCGAGCUAUGUCUUGGAAAUUGCAUCGGGGCAGAUCGUGUACAGUAUAUUAGAGGAGGUGAAAGUUGGCACUACAGUGGGAAAUAUAACCAAAGAUAUUAACCUCUCUUUAAAAGAACUAAAAUCUCGUGAAUUCCGCCUCGUUUCCGGUGCUAAAAAGCAAUACAUGAGAGUGGAAACAGACACAGGCGUGCUGCGGGUAAACGAACGGAUUGACAGAGAGGAGCUUUGUGAGUCCGCUGUCUCUUGCUCAUUUAAUUUAGAAGCUUUGGCUAAUAGUCCCCUACAGCUUUACCAGGUAAGAAUAAAUAUUGUCGACGUUAACGAUAAUUUUCCUGUUUUUCCUGUUAGUUCAACUUAUCUAAAUAUCACUGAAAUUACUGGUACUGGGGCGCGCUUCCCUGUGCAGAGCGCGCAUGACGCAGACAUUGGUGUCAACUCUGUGAAAAUGUAUAAGAUCGAUUCUAACGAAUAUUUUAUAUUAGAUUUGCAGACACAGAGCGACAAAACUAUCUCCACUGAACUGGUGCUUGUUAAAGCACUGGACAGAGAAAAAAUUCCUAAUCUUGACCUUUUAAUUACUGCCGUUGAUGGCGGAUCUCCUGCUUUGACAGGGACUUUAACUAUUAAAGUAAAUAUUCUUGAUGUUAAUGACAAUGCACCUGUAUUUACUAAAUCUUUAUACAAAGUCUCUGUAGCCGAAGAUACUACUGUUGGGACCACAAUUAUCAGUGUACAGGCCAAAGAUUUGGACGAAGGCUUAAACGGCGAAAUAAUGUAUUCUUUUAUGAGUCACACGUCCCAAAAUAUUAUGAACAGGUUUGAGAUAGACAGUGAAAGCGGCAAUGUAAAAAUAAAAAGCGAAAUUGAUUAUGAAGAAAAUAAUGCCUUUGAGAUUCGUUCAAGCCAUAGAUAAGGGUACUGUGGCUAUGUCGGGACAUACCAAGCUGUUAGUAGAGGUUUUAGAUGUAAAUGAUAACCAGCCGAUCGUGACUGUGACGUCACUUCUUAACCCAAUAGAGGAGAACGCGGCAAAGGGCACGGUUGUUGCUUUAAUUACAGUAUCAGAUACGGACUCCGGAAAAAAACGGCGCAGUUAAUUGUCGACUUGAAGGUCCCAGUCCAUUUAAAUUGCAUUUAGCGUUCCAGAACUACUAUUCACUGAUCUUAGAUGACGGACUCGAUCGAGAAAAAGAUGCAGAGUAUAAUAUCAAAGUUAUAGCAGUGGAUGAAGGAACCCAGCCUCUAUACAAUACAAAAGUAAUAAACGUCAAAGUAG
This is a messenger RNA of Tachysurus fulvidraco (yellow catfish), 1410 nucleotides long. RefSeq names its product protocadherin gamma-C3-like. Bases 88 to 1047 code for a protein of 319 amino acids. NCBI's taxonomy places the organism in Eukaryota, Metazoa, Chordata, Actinopteri, Siluriformes, Bagridae. The record is from RefSeq and is a predicted model, not a curated record. The transcript has a single exon. Gene Ontology annotation, biological process: homophilic cell-cell adhesion. Gene Ontology annotation, molecular function: calcium ion binding. Gene Ontology annotation, cellular component: plasma membrane.